AAACCACAUGUCAAUGUAGAUGCUACUUUAUUUAUUUUUUAUUUUAGGUACAAAUGCUACUUUAUUUUAUUACCCUCCAAAAACAUCUUAAAAAUAUUUAUAUAUACAAUGAGAUGUGAUUGUACAUAAAUAUUUAAAAUCAUUUUAUAUUGUCUCAUUAAACUCAUAAACUAAGUAAAUAUAUGUUACAAUUACAAUAUCUUCAUAUAUAUUAUAAUAACCUCUCUCUCUUUCUAUCCCUCUCUCUCUCACAGACACAAAAAAUCAUUCAUACUCUCUCUCAAACAUAUACAAACACAUUGCUCCUCCAGCUUUUCCUUUGCCUCCUUCCUUCCUUCACAGCCUGUCAAUCCUAAAUUAUUAACUCAACAACAUGAUCAUUAAUCAAGUUUUAUAAAAAAAUAAUCUUGCUUUGUUGUUAAUUAUGUUUCAAAGCAAAAGCUUUAAACUUUGAAUUGCCAAGUGUCUUCAUGCUGUCUAUGACCUUUCUUCAAAUUCUUCAUUACUACUUGGAUUCAUCCGUCCUUUAAUUUAUUUUUUCCAACCAUGUUUCAAGCUAAACCAUAAUCAUAAUUAAUCAUCCACUUGUUUGUAUUAGUAUUUGUUUAAAAAUACUAAACUUUAUGGAUAAAAAUGUUGGCAUGAAGGAAGAGCAAUAUCUUCAAUGAACUUCCUCACACUAAGCUUCAAUUUUGCUACUUCUUACAUAAGGAAUGGGAACAAAAAUUGAAUAUUCAAUAAAUCCUCUAGACUGCAACAACUUCACUGUGAGUGGUGUUGAUGCCUGGGAGCAAUAUCAGAACAAAGGAGUGAAAAAAGUGAUUAAUAAUCAUUGUAGUAUUGGAGUUAUGAAUUUGCAAGAUCCAAUGGAUAAGAUUCUAGACAGAAACAACAGAGAAUCCAUCAGAAAGACAAUGCAGAUGCAAGAAGACAUCUUCAAGAGCCAGGUAAAGGAAUUACAUAGAAUAUACAAUGUGCAAAAAAUGCUAAUGGAUGAGCAUAAAAAUGAAACCAAGCAAAAUAAAUUUUGGACCCCUAUGAAUGGUACCAUAGGUAUAAACCAACCUUAUUUUGUUCACCAAAAUCAACAACCAACACAAAUUUCAUUUAGCCAUGUCCAAAUUUUGAAAGAGGAUAUAUACAUAAAAGAAAGAAGUGGAAGUUGUUCAGGAGAAAUAAUCAAAAAAAGGCAAAAAGAUUUGGAUCUUGAAAAGCCUUGUGAUGAAGCAUUUCAAAGUUGUAAAAUAAGCAAUGAUGUUUGUGAUGAAGAAAUUGAAGUGGAUUUGACUUUAUGUAUAGGAAGCAACCAAACAAAGAAUAAGAAGAAAAAAUCUUAUAUGCUUCCAAAUGGAAUGAAAACUAAGGAGUUUAAUUCUUAUGUUACUUUUCAAUCAGAUAGAAUUGGAGAUAGUAGUGACCCUACAACACCAAUGAGCAGCUCUAGUGUUACAUUUGAUCAAGAUAAAAAGGGGCCACAUUGGCUUUCUCAAGGUUUAAAGCUUAAUUAAUUAGGAGUUUAAUUAACUUGUUUAAUUGUAUUAUUGUUCCUCUUUACUAAAACAUGGACCACUUGAAUUUAUAUGGUUCAUGUGAUGUCAUCAUAUUCCUAGAUGAGUUUUUACUUUAUUCCAAUAAAAUGGAUAACUUAAUAUAUAGUUUUAUAUAUCUUAGUGUGUCACUUUCUGUAUAUAGAUAAGAGUUAGUGUAUGAAGUGAUUCUUAA
Molecule: messenger RNA, 1722 nt
Organism: Trifolium pratense (red clover)
Lineage: Eukaryota; Viridiplantae; Streptophyta; Magnoliopsida; Fabales; Fabaceae
Exons: 3
Coding region: 714-1508 (264 amino acids)
Source: RefSeq, a predicted model, not a curated record